Messenger RNA from Zonotrichia albicollis (white-throated sparrow), 676 nucleotides. NCBI's taxonomy places the organism in Eukaryota, Metazoa, Chordata, Aves, Passeriformes, Passerellidae. The record is from RefSeq and is a predicted model, not a curated record.
GCUGCAGAAGAUGUCAAUGUCACCUUUGAAGAUCAACAGAAAAUUAACAAGUUUGCAAGAAACACCAGCAGGAUCACAGAGCUGAAAGAAGAAAUAGAAGUGAAAAAGAAGCAGCUGCAGAACCUGGAGGAUGCCUGUGAUGACAUCAUGCUGCUGGAUGAUGCUGACUCCCACCUGAUUCCCUACCAGAUCGGGGAUGUCUUCAUCAGUCACUCCCUGGAGGAGACUCAGGAGAUGCUGGAGGAGGCCAAGAGGAGUUUACAGGAGGAAAUUGAGGCGCUGGAGUCCCGAGUGGAGUCCAUCCAGAGCGUGCUGUCUGACCUCAAAGUCCAGCUCUAUGCAAAGUUUGGGAAUAACAUAAACCUGGAGGCUGAGGACAGUUAAAGCUUUUCUAAACACAACACCCAACCUUUCCUUAGGUUAUUAAUGUUUUGAUAACAUUGCUGCAAUUAUAUUUGAGAACAGAAAAUCCAUCCCUUUCUUUUUGUUGGUUGUUUUUUUUUUUUAUAUACUUCCUGUAAAGUUCUGUAUAUUUAAUAAGAACUUUCUUAUUUUGGUUAUUGCAGUUAUUUAUUUAUAUAUAUCAGGAAAACACUGACUUCACAUUGCUGGUAAAGCAUCAGUAUUGGAAUAUCUGCAUUGUUUAUUAAGGCAAUAAAGCCAGGCAUGUAUUGGA